AUGUCGUCAUCUUCAGGACUCUACAUCCCUGUACACCGACGGGCACCUUCACCGAGUUCACAGAGCUCAUCAAGCGUCUCUUCUUCACCAGCGCACUCAUUGUCACCUUUGCCUCAUGAUAGUCUGCUUAUCUACACGCCUUCAGACUUGCUGCUAUUAGCAUCAUCACCUCUAUCAAAGUUGUCGAAUGAAGAAUUGAGUGCCUUGCGAGCUGCAGCACCAGAGAUCGUGCAGAGCCGCAGGCAGCGCAGAUCACGCGAAUGGCACAUGAACCAUAGCCCGUCCUGGCCCGGGAAGCCCCACAGACGCUCUCAAUUCCCCUCGCACUCAUAUCCAAACACUUCUGAAUCAGAGGGGGAGGGACAGGGAUACAGGAAGUAG
Messenger RNA from Suillus discolor, 381 nucleotides. RefSeq lists its product as uncharacterized. Bases 1 to 381 code for a protein of 126 amino acids. NCBI's taxonomy places the organism in Eukaryota, Fungi, Basidiomycota, Agaricomycetes, Boletales, Suillaceae. The transcript has 2 exons. The record is from RefSeq and is a predicted model, not a curated record.